Molecule: messenger RNA, 849 nt
Organism: Panicum hallii
Lineage: Eukaryota; Viridiplantae; Streptophyta; Magnoliopsida; Poales; Poaceae
Product: syntaxin-22-like
Exons: 1
Coding region: 1-849 (282 amino acids)
Biological process (GO): vesicle-mediated transport; vesicle fusion; intracellular protein transport
Cellular component (GO): membrane; endomembrane system; SNARE complex
Molecular function (GO): SNAP receptor activity; SNARE binding
Source: RefSeq, a predicted model, not a curated record
AUGAGUUUCCAGGACGUCGAGGCGGCGGGCCUCCCGCCGCGGCCCCCGCCGCCGCCGCAGGCCGUGGUGGCGCACUGCGUGUUCCAGAUCAACACCAAGGUGUCCGCGCUCCGCCGCCUCGCGGACGAGCUCGCCUGCGGCGGCCGAUGGGGCGACGCCCGCGACGUCCGGGAGCGCAUCCGCAGGGCGCGAGCCGAGGCCACGCGCCUGGCGCGGAACACGGCGCGGAGGCUGGCCGACCCCGGCGCCGCGGCCGCCGUCGGGCCCAGGCUGGCCAUGGACUUCCAGGCUGCGCUCAGGGAGUUCCAGUGGGUGCAGGGCCGGAUCAUCGAGGCCGACCGCCAGGAAACUGCCGCCGCCGCCGCCCGCCGUGCUCGUGCGCCGCCAAUGUUCCGUCCCCCGUCGCCGCCCAGCUACGGCUCGUCACAAUUGAACAAUGCCGCUGCCGGCCCGGGCACACGCGGCGCCGAUCAGCAGCGCGACAUACAGAUGCAGCAGCAGCAGCUCGUGGAAUCACGGAGGACCCAGGAGCUGUCCCUGCUGGACAACGAGAUCACCUUCAACGAGGCUCUCAUCGAGGAGAGGGAGCGGGAGAUAUGCAAGAUUCAGCAGGAGAUCAGCGAGAUCAACGAGAUAUUCAGAGACCUUGCGAAGCUCGUCCAUGACCAGCAAGGGGCCAUCGAUGUCGUCGAGUCCAACAUCGAGACGGCCGCCAUGGAGACGAGCAAAGGGGAAGAGGAGCUCUCGAGGGCCGCGCAGACGCAGGAAUCGAACUCGUCGAUGAAGUGCUUGCUGGUCACUGUUCUUGGCUUCCUAAUGCUGAUCUUUGCGUUAGUUUUUAUAGCGUAG